This is a messenger RNA of Dracunculus medinensis (Guinea worm), 2757 nucleotides long. The record is from the annotation of a GenBank genome assembly. NCBI's taxonomy places the organism in Eukaryota, Metazoa, Nematoda, Chromadorea, Rhabditida, Dracunculidae.
GGAGAAAAGGUAAUUUUCUCUAAUUUUUCGUGAAUUUAAAAAUAAAAGAAUAUUUUGUGGUAAAAACUUCUUUAAAUUUUAAUUUGUUUAAAAAUAUAUUUGAAUAAUAUAUGUUAAUAAUAAUAUAUUAUUAUUCAAAUAUCAGUUCACCGAAUAAUUUUCAGUACUCUGGUGAGACUUCGCAUAAUUCGCGGAACAAAAGAAAUAAGAAAGCGAAAAAUAAGUGUUCUGUGAUGUAAUGUGAUGUAAUGCCAUUUCAUCGCUUAAAGUUAUGCUUUGGUUAUUCUAUAUUUGAUGUUGUAUUUUCUUAAAUCCGUUCUGCCUAAUUUUAUAUAUCAAAUUACUUUCUUAAUUCUCCAUUAAUACCUUAAAAUUUUUUACUUUCAUUCUGAAGCAUUUUAAAUGAAAUAUUCUUUUUAAAAAUUUUAAAAGAUUUGAUUUUUAUAUUAUUUUAUCCGAUUUGAACAAUUUCUUAAAUAUUAUUUUAAAAAAAUUCAUCAAAUAUUCUUAAUUUAUCUGCCUAAUUUUAUGGCAAUUUACGACUAUUGGUUAAACUAGCUCCACUGGCUUGUCGCAUUGGGUAAUAUGCCAGGGAAUCCCUUGGCGAUAGAGAUAUGGGUAACGGAUGUUCUGUGGUUCACAAGAAAUUCUAUUGCGUGAAACUUUAUAAGUAUUAUCAGUGCAAUGAAUGCUGAUGAUAAUUUGCUUUUGUUUGAACCAGACGAGAAUCUGAAUUCAAUAAUUAAUUUAUAUUCGGAACCAGUUACACCAUAUCGUGUAAAUCUUUCAAAUUUUAGAUUUUUAAAUUUUUUGUUUGGGAAAUUUUAAGAAUUUAAUUUUAAAAAUUUAAAAUAUAUCAAUUAUAGCUUGCUAUUUACCUUUUGAUUCGUACGAUCGAUUCGUGCCAUCGGCAAAAACAAUUUAUCUUGAAAUUCUCUUCUUGUGAAAUUAUUUUAUUAGUUUAUUCAAUAUCAGUAAAAUUUCGCGCCCAGCACCCAGUAAGCCCCAGCAGCCUUUACUCACAUUCCAUUUUUAAUGGCAAGUUGGCAAAGGACUGAACUUAGGUUGUAAAUUUGUUCACAUGUUUUUAUUCCUUAAAGGGUCGAUAAUCAUGGUGCAUUUUUAAUUUAUUUAAUUCAUUUAAUUUAUCAUUAGAAUUCUUUCAAUGCAGUUUUUUAAAAUAAUCUGAAAUAAAUUAAAUCUGCAAAAAAUAUGUGGUAAAUGUCAUUUAUUUCUUGUAGUUAGCAUUAGCAGCCUCUCUUCUAAGUUUUUCGGAAAUUUCUAAACGACGGUGAGUAACUUUUUACAAAAUUAAAUAUUUUAUGAAAUUUUUCCGUGGACAACUUAAUUUAAACAAAAAUUUACUUUUUUCAGCAAAACAUUUUAUUUAGCAAUUUAUUGUGAUCUAUUUUGCUUUUCUUUUGUGUUUUCUUGAAAAAAUUUUUCAUUUAUAGGUGGAUCUCCAGAUAGUUAUGUGGAGAUAAAGAGGUAUGUGAGUUUCCAGCAUCCAUCUGACAGUUUUACAGUUUUUGUCGAACGAUAAAUUAAACCAUUUUCGCCUUUUUAGUCGAAGCAACAUGAGAUUCAGUCAAGUAGCCAUUAUUUUUUUCUUAAUGGCAACUGGAAAAAGUGGUUAGCUCAAAUUUUCUAGUUAAAUUAGCUUCACUAGCGAAUCCGUGAAAAGGAAUCUUCGAUAAUAAAUCUAAAAUAUAUGCAAGAAAAAACAUAUAAUAAGCUCCCAUCGCCUUCUGUGUUUUUGGUUUCGAGUCAACAGUUAAAUCAAGAUGAUGAUUUUAAUUUAUUAUUUUCUUCUCGUCGGAUUCGAGGCUUUAUCGAACAACAGCUGCACUCUAUAUCUGAUUUGGUUGGCUCUACUGGUUCCUAUGACUGAGGUGUUUUCAAAUUUUCGAGUCCAUCUCUGGUCCAUCUGUUCACUUCCAGUUUUCAGAGCUGUAUAACAUAAGGCCCAGCGUAUGUAUAAUUUGCACUCGUUUGGCAUUAAUCGAAAUGAUAUCAAUCAGUUCUUAUCCGAAAGAUUUGUCCUCAAAAAAUUCCACUUUUAAUGAAAUUUCUUGUAAGAUUAUAAUGUCACUACUAAGAUCAAUCGAAUUAAGUAGAAGAUGUGAGAAUCACGAAAGGUAAUUAAUCUUCCCCGUAAGUUGAUAACCUUUAAAUCAGUGUUAAUCUUAAAAUAUUUUUAAACUAUGAAUUAUGAAAUAUUUUCAGAAAUUAUGAAAUAUUUUGUUCUGUUUUUAUCGGGAAUUAUUUAUUAUUAAUAAGCUGUUGAUUUGAGCGUAUCGCAUGGUUUACAACAAUGUGCUAGUGCUGAUUAUGGUUUCGAACGAGGUAUUCAAGCUCGAUUGAUGAAAGAUACUGCACGUGCAACGAUCGCCAGUAUAAAACUGGCAACUGCGAAAACGAUUUUCUUUGGAAAAUAACUGGCAGGUAUUAAUAAAAAAAUAUUAAUAAAAAAAAUAAAUGCUUGGUGCUCAGCAUCUUUGUUUAGGUUUGCUCCAUUGUUAGUAAAUUUUACCAGCGCGUCACAUUGAGGGAUUAUAGAGACCCCAUAAAUAACCCAAAUUUUAUUUUUAACGAGAGUUUUUCUGACCGAAGAAAUUCGUGAAUUUUGGAUCUACUGCAUUUUUUUUGGAUCAUUACACCACGUUAAACUUUGUUUAUUUCUUAAAUUUCUUUUUUUCCGUAAAAUUAUUUUAAAUUUCGUUGUCUUGAAGCAUAAUAUUGUAAUUAUUUGUGAUU